Diaporthe citri is the source of this 1731-nucleotide messenger RNA. RefSeq lists its product as uncharacterized. Gene Ontology annotation, cellular component: fungal-type vacuole lumen. The transcript has a single exon. Lineage: Eukaryota; Fungi; Ascomycota; Sordariomycetes; Diaporthales; Diaporthaceae. Gene Ontology annotation, molecular function: metallocarboxypeptidase activity. The record is from RefSeq and is a predicted model, not a curated record. Bases 1 to 1731 code for a protein of 576 amino acids.
AUGCAGGACGACGUUCCUGCAGCUGCGCGUUACCCAACGGCGCCCGCGACGAGGUGCACCCGGUCCAAAUGGAUCGCCGUCCCCGCGCUGGCCCUCCUCGGCCUGUGCUGGACCAACAGCCUGCCCUCUGCCAUCUUUGGUGACCAAGGCCCCGUCUCGCGCCCGGACCUUGCACAGCAAUGUCGCCAGGUUGACCCUCUCUUCCCAGGCAAGGGCUCCUCCUCGCUGGCGUCCAUGGACCAGUACCUCGCGUCGUCGCAGUUCCUCAACGCCAGCACUGUCCGCAUGUCCAACGCCAUCCAGAUCGCCACCCAGUCCUAUGACAACAUGGGACCCGUGGGCGAGGACGAGCGGUGGGAGGUCUUCCCUCCCUUCGCUUCGUUCCUGGAGAAGACCUUCCCGCUCGUCCACAGCACCCUGGGGCUUGAGAAGGUCAACUCCCACGGCCUGCUGUACACCUGGAAGGGCUCAGACGCCGGGCUGAAGCCGACCGUGCUCAUGGCGCACCAGGAUGUCGUGCCUGUCGAGAAGUCCACCGUUGAGCAGUGGACGCACCCACCGUUCAGCGGCGAAUUCGACGGCAAGUACGUCUGGGGACGUGGCGCUGCGGAUGACAAGAGCAGCCUGAUUGGGAUCCUAGAGGCCGUCGAGCAGCUCAUCGACGCCGGCUUCGAGCCCAAGAGGACGGUUGUCUUGUCCUUUGGCUUUGACGAGGAGAUCUCGGGCUACCAGGGUGCUGGUAACUUGGCCGAGCGUCUCAUUGACCGCUACGGCAAGGAUGGCGCGUCGAUCAUCGUCGACGAGGGCUCUGGCCUGGCUAAGCAGUGGGGCACCGUCUUCGCUCUUCCUGGUGUCGCUGAAAAGGGCUACAUUGACGUUGAUGUCAUCGUACGGAUGCCCGGCGGUCAUUCGUCAAUCCCGCCUAAGCACAACGGCAUUGGUGUUACCGGAGAACUUAUCACCCACAUCGAGGCCAACCAGUACGAGCCACGUCUGUACGAGGAGAACCCCUACCUCGGUCUCCUCCAGUGCGGUGCGAAGUAUGCACCAGAGUUCCCGCCCAGGGUGAAGAAGGAGCUGCGAAAGCGUGACAAGAAGGGCGUCGCGACCUGCCACAAGCGGGACAAGCUGGCCCUGGAGGCAGCCAAGGAAGGUGACGCGGUCAAGUACCUCUUCACCACCUCGGUCGCCGCGGACCUCAUCAGCGGAGGCGCCAAGGUCAACGCCCUGCCCGAGCGCACCGUCCUCACCGUUAACCACCGUGUCAACGUCGGCGAGAAGGUCUCAGACGUCAAGGACCGCAUCACGGGCAUCGCGGCCGAGGUCGCCAAGAAGCACAACCUGACCCUCCACGCCUUCACCGACGAGGCCGAGACCCCGCGCUCCAUCACGCUCAAGGUCGGCCACUCCCUGGAGCCCGCCCCCGUCUCGCCGACGGACGUCCAGGACAACGGUGACGCCACGCCCUACUCGAUCCUCUCUGGCACCACGCGUGCCCUCUACGGCGAGGACGUCGUCGUCUCCGCUGGCUUGAUGACUGGCAACACGGACACCAAGUUCUACUGGGACCUUACCAAGCACAUCUUCAGGUAUAACCCUGGCUUCGACCCGGCCCAGAACUUCAUGGACGGCAUCCACACCGUGGACGAGAAGAUGAGCAUGCAGGGCCAUGUCAGUGGUGUGAAGUGGUACAGUCUUUUCGUCAGGAACAUGGAUGAGGCUGAUCUGUGA